Penicillium chermesinum is the source of this 765-nucleotide messenger RNA. RefSeq names its product cleavage polyadenylation factor RNA-binding subunit YTH1 (gene yth1). The transcript has a single exon. Bases 1 to 765 code for a protein of 254 amino acids. The record is from RefSeq and is a predicted model, not a curated record. Gene Ontology annotation, molecular function: RNA binding; metal ion binding. NCBI's taxonomy places the organism in Eukaryota, Fungi, Ascomycota, Eurotiomycetes, Eurotiales, Aspergillaceae.
AUGACUGCCGACAUAUCGAACGCGGCGAGCCGUGUUCUCUCUGCCGAACCCACGCGUGAUCCAGCAUUCGAUGAAUUCUCAUUUCGCCCCUUUCUCCGCAAAAAUUUCGGGUUCGGUCUCGUCAGCGAUGUCCCCGCUUGCAGAGCUUACGGUGAAGGACAUUGCCCCUUAGGACCAGCCUGUCCUGACCGACAUCCCACACCCUCUCGUGUCACGACAUCUACGACAACAGCCUCGGGCCUCGCCCCAUCAACAACCCACGGUUCCCUGGUGUGCAAACAUUUUUUGAAGGGGCUAUGCAAAAAGGGCAUCAAGUGCGAGUAUUUGCAUGAGUACAAUCUGCGCCGCAUGCCCGAAUGCCAGUCAUUCUCUCGCUCUGGGUAUUGCCCAAACGGCGACGAUUGUCUCUACCAACACGUUCGCGAAGAGGCACGGCUUCCCCCGUGCGAGCACUAUGAUCGUGGAUUCUGCGAAUUAGGGCCUCUAUGCGCAAAGCGUCAUGUCCGACGCAAAAUCUGCCCCUUCUAUCUGGCAGGGUUUUGUCCCGAUGGCAAAGCAUGCGCCAACGCUCAUCCUCGAUGGACGGAGAACCUUCCGCGGCCCACAAUUCGCACGGAAAAGACAGAGGAGGAACUAGAACAUGAGCGAGCUCUGAUCCGAGAAGAACAAGAACGCGAGAAGGAGCGAGAGCGUGAAUGGCGCAGUGAGCGUGGGCGUGGCGGUGGCUUCAUGCGAGGCAGAUAUCGCGGCCGAGGCCGCGGUUGA